UGAGAUACAUCUAUAUGUAGUUGGCUGUUCAAUUAUUCGAACGUCAUGCGCGUGGUCAACCGAGUCCAUCCUAAUGCUUAGCAAUCGGCUGUUCGCUAUCGGCAUUCGGCGAGCAAAGAUUGUCAACGGUCUUGGUAAUCAUUGGAGUUCACGUCACGCCAGUGACAGCAGCUGUCGCACGUCGCACAUAUCGAUAAAGUGCACGAUGUUGAAUUUAUUCGGACCACUUCUCGACAUUCCGACGACCUACUACGGGGCGCUGCUGGGCGUUGGAUUCUGCGCUUAUUAUCUUUUUGAAGUUGUUAAAACGCCUAUGCUGGUAUGUGCGAAUGGACCAUUCCGAUCAUUUCUAGAAGAGCACGUAUCUCUAGUGAGGAACAAGUUUUGGCCAACCCUAUGGUGUUUCGAAUCCAGGGCACAAACCAUUAUAGCAAGCCUUCUUAGAUCGCGAAUCUUGCCACCUAUUCACUAUAAAAGAGAGAUUCUGACCUUGUCGGAUGGGGGUGAAGUGGCUCUGGAUUGGGCGGAACAGGGAUGUUCCGUUACUUCGCCCAUCGUGAUUAUUCUGCCAGGACUCACCGGCGCAAGUCAAGCAGAAUAUAUCAAGUGCCUUGUCUCGUCCGCAAAAAAAGUUGGGAUACGAUGCGUAAUCUUCAACAACAGGGGAUUAGGAGGCGUAGAAUUAAAGACUCCACGAAUGUAUUGCGCUGCAAAUAGUGACGAUUUAUCAGAGGUUAUCGAAUACGUGAAGAAGAUUCACCCUCAUGUGCCCCUGGGAGCGACAGGAAUCUCGAUGGGAGGAUUAAUUUUAGGUAAUUAUUUAGCACGACAAGGAGUAAUGGCAAAAGGAAAACUAAAAGGGGGAUUCUUGAUAUCCGUGCCAUGGAACGUAUUCGCUGCAACGAAAAGUACGGAAGAGAAUUAUUUUAAUUUGAUGUUAAAUAAGUAUUUGGCCAGCACACUUCGUAAGAAUUUACGGCGUUUACACUAUUCUUCGGAAACCGGAAUGUUCGACGUUGACAUUGACACUAUUCUUAAAAGUCAAACAUUGAGAGAGUUUGAUUCACAUUUUACGGUGAAACAAUUCGGUUACAAAAAUGUAGAGGAAUACUAUUCCAAUGCAACCAUACAUGACAAAUUACAUUUGAUUGACGUGCCGUUAUUGUGUCUCAGCGCUGCAGACGACCCAUUUCAACCAUUUCAAGCCAUACCAGUAAAAGAAAUAUCAGAAACUAAAAAUGUAGCUGUUGUUGUAACAUCCCGCGGCGGUCACAUUGGUUUCAUGGAGGGUAUGUGGCCAGUAAAAGAAGAACAAUACAUGGGUAAACUGUUUUCACAAUUCUUCACCGCUCUGUUCACUACUGGUUUCGAUUGUCAAAUGUGAUAUGGAAAUUAAAUGAACUUACAAAUUAUAUAUCAA
Messenger RNA from Bombus impatiens (common eastern bumble bee), 1420 nucleotides. RefSeq names its product phospholipase ABHD3 (gene Hydr1). Gene Ontology annotation, molecular function: acetylesterase activity; monoacylglycerol lipase activity. The transcript is spliced from 7 exons. Gene Ontology annotation, biological process: medium-chain fatty acid biosynthetic process; medium-chain fatty acid catabolic process. The record is from RefSeq and is a predicted model, not a curated record. The coding region runs from base 74 to 1384 and encodes 436 amino acids. NCBI's taxonomy places the organism in Eukaryota, Metazoa, Arthropoda, Insecta, Hymenoptera, Apidae.